Messenger RNA from Aphis gossypii (cotton aphid), 267 nucleotides. RefSeq lists its product as uncharacterized. Lineage: Eukaryota; Metazoa; Arthropoda; Insecta; Hemiptera; Aphididae. The transcript has 2 exons. The record is from RefSeq and is a predicted model, not a curated record. The coding region runs from base 1 to 267 and encodes 88 amino acids.
AUGGACUGUGCGUCAAGAAAGGAUAAGUCCAUAUUAGGAAUUAAUGUUCAAUAUGCAGCUGCUGAUACAACAGUGACUACUUUACAUACAUUAGCUAUGAUAGAGUUAACCCAACAGCACACUGCUGAGUAUUUAAAAGAAAAGGUAAAUGAAGUUCUUAAAGUUUUUGAAAUUAAAAAACAACAAAUUCUUACAAUCACGACUGACAAUGCAAGAAAUGUUGUCAAGAUGGUAGACCUAAUGCAUAAAGAAAAUUAUGGUACCUAA